AUGUCUUCAUAAUAUCGAAUUCCAUCUAAUGAUUAAUAUAUUCGUGAUUUGGAGAAUCUUUCCUAAAGGUAAUUCAAAUUUAAUAUCUUUAGAGAACGACAUGGUUUAUUCUCAUAGCCUCCUCCUCUUUCAGUUGGAGAUUAAUAUAACGACUCUUUAAAAAGUAUUAAGAAAAUCUUAAGUAGGUAAGGGAAAGUAAAAAGGAGUUCUAAUUAAUGAGAAAAUACAAAAGCAUCAUGAACCUUCUUUAUUUAUGAACCCAGGCUAUAUUUCUAUAGGUGAUCCUUACAAAGAUCCCUUCAAAGCUUAACAAAUCUAUAAUAAAGAAAGAGAACUGGCUAUUUUAAAUCCUCAUCAUUUUAAGCCUACAGAUAAAUCUAAAUCUAUGUACCUUUAUAGGUAUCAUAUAUAUUUAGAAAACACUCAGAAUUCAAACACUUGAAGGAAUAUGACGAUAAAAGAUACAAUAUAAGGAAAGUAUCAGGAGACACAAUUACAUAAACAAAAAAUUUCUAAACAAAUCCAUUAAAAAAAAGCUUAGUAAGGAAGACAAUAAAUAAUUUAUUUGGAAAUUAUGAAUACGUCACAGAUCCAUAUGAUAGAUAAGAAGAAUUUGAUAGAUCAGAAAGGCUUAAAUAUAAAAGCAAAUUUUUACCAGGAGUCAUCAAGUUUGUAUCAACUAGUCAUGGUAAUCGACCUUUUACAUCUGAUGGAGUUUUAUUAGAUGGAGCUGGAUAUGUAUGAUAUUGCUUUAUUUUUACAAGAUUGAAAAAAAAAUUACACGUCCACUUAAUAAUGGAGUACCAUUUAGACCAGCUAAUAAAAAUAAAAAAGGAUUUUAAGGAACCUUUGAAGUCUUUUAAUAUUUUGAAGAAGGAGCACCUGAACCAAAAACAAAAUAAAAUACUUUUACUAAGUUAUUGUAAACUGAAACUUAUGAAAGACCAUGGAGGCCCAAUUCUAAUGGCACUUUUGCUAGACCUUGUCCAAGUGUAUCUGAAAAAUUAAGAAAUAAAAGUGGAGGUACUACAAGAAUUUGA
Messenger RNA from Paramecium sonneborni, 1040 nucleotides. Lineage: Eukaryota; Ciliophora; Oligohymenophorea; Peniculida; Parameciidae. The record is from the annotation of a GenBank genome assembly.